Messenger RNA from Caenorhabditis bovis, 1245 nucleotides. Lineage: Eukaryota; Metazoa; Nematoda; Chromadorea; Rhabditida; Rhabditidae. The record is from the annotation of a GenBank genome assembly.
AUGAUUAAACAAAGCGGAGAGGUUGCUGAAAUCCUUGAGUGUGUGUUGAAUGAGAGGAAUAAUGUGCACACAAUAUCGACACCUUUCGCCGAAUUGAUAAAAUCUCUUAAAAGACCACACCCAAAUAAGAGGUGCUCUCAUACUAAACUGAUUUCGGCGUUUUCCUACGAGGAAUACGUUGCAGUGACUCUGGAAGUGUCGGAUUCAACAGGAUUCAUUGUAUAUUGUCGCUAUUACGAUUGCCUUUUUCGAGAGGUUGGUGAGCCGUUCGCGGCGAAAAUUUUUCCCGACCAUACAGUCUUUUGCGCGCGUCGAAUCGGCGCCGAUUACAUUGCGAUAUCGAAUUCGACGAAUAAAAAUGAGUUGGUGCAUCAAGUCAAAAUUCAAGCACGAUUUGGUGAGUAUCAGCAUUUUUUUACGGUGUGUUUGAAUGCGAAAAGCCAAGGCGAAUCGCGUUUCUUCCAAAUUGCCGAGUUCAUCGAAUAUCAUAAAAUGCAGGGCGCAACUUUUUUCCAAGUGUAUUUGCAAAAUAUUACCGAUUAUGACCGAUUACUCAUUGAAGAUUAUUCGAGAACUGGCGAUAUUGAAUAUAUCAAAUUCGAAAACUCUCAAAACUUGGAAUCAGCUUUGAAAAAUGAUUGCUAUUUUCGAAAUAAGGGAUUUUCAAAAUGGACAAUUUUUCUUGACCUCGACGAAAAAAUAGAAGUAAAACAAGACGAACGUGUAGUCGAUUAUUUAAGAAAAAUCGAUGGCGUCCAAUUUACAAGUCUCGACUUUAAAAUUCACCAAUAUCCAAAAAUGGAAACGCACCCAAUAGUUUAUUCAAACCUUACUGUCAACGAGAACACAACGAUUUUUCAAGAAUCUAAUAGAAGGCUGGAGGAAGUUGAAGAUUAUUCGGAGCAUCUAUUAGUACAGUCAGAUCAAAUGAUUAUCAGCUUGAAGUCACAAGCGUUUCCAGAAGUGAAACGACAAAAGGUUUCUGAAAAUGUAGCUGUCAUAAGAAAAUAUAUCAAAACUAAGCGAAAUAGCGAAUUGCUAACAAUUUUGGGCAAAUUCUCCACAAAUAUUGAGAAGGAGCUUCCAAAAAAGAUCACAAAGCGUAUCAAGUAUGUUUACGAUAUUGUUGACGUUGAAUGCUUCAAGAAGGAGAUUACGUACUUGAGGCAUGGCGGAAUGAACGUGCCGUGCUAUGUUGAGAUGGUCAAAAAUCAGACAGCAUUGAUUGGAACCAGCAAGAAAUGA